Thalassophryne amazonica is the source of this 841-nucleotide messenger RNA. RefSeq names its product ribosomal protein S3 (gene rps3). Gene Ontology annotation, molecular function: structural constituent of ribosome; RNA binding. The transcript has 7 exons. Lineage: Eukaryota; Metazoa; Chordata; Actinopteri; Batrachoidiformes; Batrachoididae. Gene Ontology annotation, biological process: translation; positive regulation of apoptotic signaling pathway. Gene Ontology annotation, cellular component: cytosolic small ribosomal subunit; nucleus. The record is from RefSeq and is a predicted model, not a curated record. Bases 39 to 776 code for a protein of 245 amino acids.
UGCUUGGGGGUCCUUUCCUGUCUCCGGCCUGUUUGAAGAUGGCGGUGCAGAUCUCUAAAAAGAGGAAGUUUGUUUCAGAUGGCAUCUUCAAGGCUGAGUUGAAUGAGUUCCUGACUCGUGAACUUGCAGAGGACGGAUACUCUGGUGUGGAGGUGCGUGUAACGCCAACGAGGACAGAGAUCAUUAUUCUGGCCACAAGGACCCAGAAUGUCUUGGGAGAGAAAGGCCGUCGGAUCAGAGAGCUGACUGCUGUGGUCCAGAAGAGGUUUGGCUUCCCUGAGGGCAGUGUGGAGCUGUAUGCUGAGAAAGUUGCCACUCGCGGUCUGUGUGCCAUCGCUCAGGCAGAGUCUCUGCGCUACAAACUCCUGGGAGGUCUGGCCGUCAGAAGGGCAUGUUACGGUGUUCUGAGGUUCAUCAUGGAGAGCGGGGCCAAAGGCUGUGAGGUCGUGGUCUCGGGCAAGUUGAGGGGUCAGAGGGCCAAGUCCAUGAAGUUUGUUGACGGUUUGAUGAUUCACAGCGGAGAUCCCGUCAACUAUUACGUCGACACAGCCGUCCGUCACGUCCUGCUCAGACAGGGUGUGCUUGGCAUCAAGGUGAAGAUCAUGCUGCCGUGGGACCCCAGCGGGAAGAUCGGUCCCAAGAAGCCUCUGCCCGACCACGUCAGCAUUGUGGAGCCUAAGGAGGAGACCCUGCCCACCACACCCAUAUCUGAGCAGAAGGGGGCCAAGCCAGAGGUGCCAGUCAUGCCCCAGGGUGCCCCUGUGCCCACCGCGUAAGAGGGUUUUCUUCAGAUGGAAGAACAGAGUUGUUUUUGUGUAUAAAACAAUAAAAUCUGGAAAAU